Molecule: messenger RNA, 4852 nt
Organism: Paramormyrops kingsleyae
Lineage: Eukaryota; Metazoa; Chordata; Actinopteri; Osteoglossiformes; Mormyridae
Gene: stim1a
Product: stromal interaction molecule 1a
Biological process (GO): intracellular calcium ion homeostasis; store-operated calcium entry; activation of store-operated calcium channel activity
Cellular component (GO): plasma membrane; endoplasmic reticulum
Molecular function (GO): protein binding; calcium channel regulator activity; calcium ion binding
Source: RefSeq, a predicted model, not a curated record
GUCUAGAUCUCCUGAAAGCAAUCUGGAUUUAUUGAUAACCUGGGGACUUCCGUAUUUAUUUGUUUAUUCAAUUUGGGUUAUAUAUAUCAGUAUUUGGGUGUAGGUGUAGGUAACUAGCUAAUUGCUGGGGCUGAUCUCCUGAUUCAGACGCCGAUGCCGCUAAACUAGUCGAGGCGAGCGGCCUCACUGGCACAAAGCGGCGAUCCGAUCAGCUGCGGGUUGCACUACGAUGGAUUGUAGACACAUUUUUGUAAAGAGUCUGGUCGAGCGGAAGACGUGUCUGAUGAGCUAUAAAGACUAGAUAAAGGCGGCCCGGGAGAAGUUUGAAGCUCAUCCCAUGCACCAAGAUCCCCCACUCGAGGCUUGAGAUCGCAGCAUGGAUCUGGGCAGCGCCGUGGUUUUGUGGAUCACACUCCUAUGCUUGGUGUUGGAGAAGCCAGGCGCCGGCGCCGAGCACAUGCAAUCCGACUUCGGGCUGUCAGACUUCUGCCGCAUUGACGAGCCGCUGUGCCAGGAUGAAAACGCCCGCCUCAGCUUUGAUGCCAUACGCAACAUCCACAAGCAGAUGGAUGACGACGCCAAUGGCAAUGUGGACGUCUUGGAGACUGAUGGGUUCCUGAGGGAGGACCUGAAUUAUCAUGACCCCAAGGCUAAGCACAACACCUUCCACGGGGAUGACCAAUUCAUCAGUGUGGAGGACCUAUGGAAAGCUUGGAAGGGUUCUGAAGUGUACAACUGGACAAUGGACGAUGUGGAGGACUGGCUCAACACCUACGUGGAGCUGCCUCAGUAUGCAGAGACCUUCCGGAAGAUGCAGUUCAAUGGCAGUGUCAUGCCCAGGCUUGCCACACAGAAUACGACGCUGACCCAGUCGGUGCUGAAAAUCCUGGACCGCCGUCAUGCUCAGAAGCUGCACCUGAAGGCUCUAGACACUGUGCUGUUCGGCGCUCCGCUCAUGAACAGACAUAGCCAUCUGAAGGACUUCAUGCUAGUGGUGUCUAUUGUGAUUGGCAUGGGCGGCUGCUGGUUCGCCUACAUCCAGAACCGCUACUCCAAGGACCACAUGAGCAAGAUGAUGAAGGAUCUGGAGGGCCUGCAACGGGCCGAGCAGAGCCUACAUGACCUGCAGCAGAAGCUGCAGAUAGCACAAGAGGAGCACCGAACUGUAGAGGUAGAGAAGGUCAACCUGGAGCAGAAGCUACGAGAUGAGAUCAACGCAGCCAAGCAGGAAGCUCAACGGCUGAAGGAGCUACGCGAAGGCACCGAAAACGAGCUGAGCCGGCAGAAGUACGCCGAGGAGGAGCUCGAUCAGGUACGUAUGGCUCUGAAGAAGGCUGAGAAGGAGCUGGAGUCCCGGAGCAGUUGGUCGGCACCUGAGCCUUUGCAGAAGUGGUUGCAGCUUACGCAUGAGGUGGAGGUGCAAUACUACAACAUCAAGAAGCUGAAUGCUGAGAGGCAACUGAUAGUGGCCAAGGAGGGGGCGGAAAAGAUCAAGAAGAAGAGGAACACUCUGUUUGGUACUUUUCAUGUGGCACACAGUUCCUCGCUAGAUGAUGUGGACCACAAGAUUCUGGCAGCCAAGCAGGCUCUGGGCGAGGUCACGGCUGCCCUCCGUGAGCGACUGCACCGCUGGCAGCAGAUAGAGGUCCUGACCGGCUUCACCAUAGUCAACAACCCGGGGCUGCCAUCCUUAGCUUCGGCCCUCAACCUGGACCCCAGCUUUGUGGGCGGCCGGGCUACACCUCAGCAUUUCAUCAUGUCCGACGACAUGGACGAUAUGGAUGAGGACAUCAUGUCUCCCGGGGCACUGCAAUACGCCGCCUGGCAGAUGGGUCGUCCAGUGAGCGAUCUCUGGUCUGUCAGUUCCGAACAUCAUUUGCUGUGGACCACUUCUGCUCCCAGUAUGAUGUCCUUACGCCAACGGCACAUUGACCCCCAGCUGGCUAUGGGCUCCCAGAGGUUGGUAGAGAGCUGUUUGUUGGCAGGGCACCAGGGAGAGGGCACUUAUCCCACCAGGCCUAGGGCCCCCGCUCGCCCCUCACGAAGCCAGUCCUUCGGGCAGUUCGAAUCUGUCCCUCUACCUCCGUUAUCCUCUACUUUCUCUCACUCCUCCAUCGUCUGCCCAACUCCUCCAUCGCCUCUUCCUCUGCACCACUCCUCCUCUUCCACUCCUGCUGCUGUUAUGGUUGUCCCGCCCACCUUGCUUGUCCAUCACCCUGCUUAUUUCCAGCCAUUGGACACCAUCCCCGAUGUCCCCGACCUUUCCCUGGUGCAGUCCCCACACUCCGGCAGCUUCGGGGACCUUAACCGCUCUGAUUCUGACUCCUCCUUGUCGCUGUCCCAGUCUGGUGAACAGCUGCGUCUCUCGUCAUCUCUUGGCUCUAAGGGUCAUUCGGUGAAGCCCAGCUCCUUCCUGCAUGCCCACACGAGUCGUGGAGAUGAACCCGCCCACCUACAUGCUCAUACGACCCCCAAUGGUGGGAACCGCUUCCCAGAGGGUGGCGCCUGGCUGGAGGGGGGUCCAGACAGCCCUCUGCUCACAAAGAAGACAUAUGCCAUAGAGAAGUCAGCCAGUCUUAGCGAGAUCAACAGUGCCCUGGUUGGGCUCUCGCAGUCCGAGUCCUCACGCUCCAUAAGCCCCACUUCCACUGACCCCGAUACCCCUUCCCCUACCGGAGCACAGUCGCUCGUCGGCGGGGUCAAAGGUAGCAGCCGCCUUCCCCAGCUCUCUUCCAAGAAGAGCCCCCUGGAGGAAGACAGUGGCUCCACAGGGGAGGACACUGACUCCACAACUAGCCGCAAGAAACAUCCAUUCAAGAUCUUCAAAAAGCAGAAGAAGUAGUGGAGUGUGUUGCUCCACCACAGACAGUUUGUCAAGCCUCCCCCCCCAAACCCCCCCCUAUUUUGAAAGAGAUGUCAGAUUUUCUCUUGCAGAAGUCUUUUUUUGAGGAUCUUUUGGUCCUUUUUUGAGAUGAACUGUUGAGGGCGGGAGGGGAACAAGGAAAUUGAUAGAUUUUGUUUUCGUAAAUGAUUUAAAUAUAUAUCUACAAAAAUUGGAAUCAGUGAGCUUAUAUAUAUUGGAAUGUAAACUGCUAUUUAUUCUGCAGGAAUCGGUGCCAGUAUUUCUCAAGGAAUCCUCCUACCUGAUGGUGUUCUCGUUUUAGUUACAUCUGUUUGCAUGUCUUCACCUUGGUUGAAUUGAAAUUUGAAUGCUUUUUGGUGUUGGCUUGGUUCUCGUCCUUUUUCAGCUUAAGUUGUAUGGCCACUGCUGUUUGUUACUUCCCCUUUUGGUUUAGUGGUCAUACUAAACUCAGUUAAUGAAAUUCAGUGUUGGUUACCGAAUGGGGGGGAAAAAGGCUGAACCAAAAACAAACAACUUCCCAAAGAAAAAAGGCAUAGCAGGGUGUAGCUGAAGUCUGUUUGGGAACACUUAGGAAAUCUAGGGGAUCACUCCAUUUUUCUUAUUUCUAAUAAUAAUACUAUUUGUGUUUCUGUGUCUCUGAUUUGAACUUUUACAUAAUGGUUAAAAGGUUACAUUUUUUCCACCCCCUUUCCUACUCUGUGAGUUCCAUUAAGAAAUGACAAAGUUCUUUUCAUGCUAAAACAUGUUGGACAUUUGAUGUCUUUCCUUGUUCCUCCUGAUGUUAAAUAUGAGUCUCAUUACUCUUAUGGUGGUUUACUUAGUCCCUGGAGCCCACAUAUCUCCAUGUGGUGCUGACAAGGAGAACAUUUGGGCCUUUGCAGCCCCUCCCAUGGCCUUCCAGGACUGGAAAAUGCUCUCACGCCAGAAUGUCACCUGAAUGUGAUAUGUAAUCUGUGUUUUAAAGACACUUCAGAGAAUGUGCUGCAAGUCACAUUUGUUAUGGCGUCAAAAAAUGAUGGGUGGGAGGGAGGCCUAGAUGCCAUGUAAAUUUGGAACUAAGGUAGGAAGUAGGUUUAUUGGGGGAGGGUUUUUUUUUGAUAUUCUUAUUAAGUGCUGUAUUUUUUUCUUCAAACACUAGAAUGGGUGUCUUUGUGUCCUGGAUGAGGGCUCCCCUGUCUGGCUAGGCAGAGCUCUCAUCCAGACGGUUAUUCUGGUGUUUGUAAAUACACUGUGUUCCUCUGUCCCCUACAUUCCUUGUGUGGAAUAGGGCAUGGAAGCUAAUAUUUUUGCUGUAUUUUACCAAAUAGCCUCAUGCUGAGAUUCUCACGGACAGAUGGUUAGACGCAUGAUCACGAUCACCUAACAAAACAACCGUGAAUUGAAGGUGCAACUCAAGAAAGGACUGGAGCCAAAAUUACACAAGGAUCUGUGUGUGAUUGUGAAGUGGAUCAAUCUGUCUUCGGAACCCUGCAUCUUGCCUUAAGAACUGUCAGUUACCACAGCAGUGCUGGCAGAACAAACCAUUCCCUCGCAGGGGGGGGUGUGGCUUUCCCAAAUAACGGUUAUGUUGAAAUUGUCAGUUUUUUCCCCUCUCCUUCCAUUUCCCUUAUUAUAGUUUAUGCUCUUCUUGGUCAUUUUAUUUAAAUGUAAUUUGUACCACUAUUGCACGUUGAAACUAAUGGGUGUGUGUGUGUGUGUGUCUGUGUGCGUGUUUGCGUGUGUCUGUUCUGUAAGCGUGUUCCUCGUCAGCUGCAUUGUUCCCUGCACUCCUGCAUGUGACCCAGUGCAAUGCCUGUGUUCAGAAGGGAGACCCUUCUCAACUCCACAUGGCUGAUUCUUUCUGAUUUUUACUUGGUCUCUGUUUAAGAUGACAUAUCUUCACAAGGGGAAAAGAAAUAAGACUUUUUGCAUCUUCUGUGACCUUAGACUUUGACUCUUCGGAAUUUUAUGGCACUCCUGCAUGAUAGCAAUAAACUAUUUUGAAUGAAA